Molecule: messenger RNA, 1446 nt
Organism: Lingula anatina
Lineage: Eukaryota; Metazoa; Brachiopoda; Lingulata; Lingulida; Lingulidae
Product: cilia- and flagella-associated protein 161
Biological process (GO): cilium assembly
Cellular component (GO): motile cilium
Source: RefSeq, a predicted model, not a curated record
UUAAGUCGCUAUUGACAACAGAACAGAGCAAGUGCACAUUUUGCCGUGGAGAAGCACAUUUUAAAAGUUCCACACGAAAUCCGAAGGAAAUCAAGAUAUUAAAGAGACCAGGGACAAAAUGAGCGUUCGAACUUACAAUCCUUCUGUUAGAGUAGGCAACUGGAAUGAGGAUAUACAGUUGGAAGAGGAUACACUGAAAGAUUUCCUAGAAAAACGCGCUAAAGGUGAAUUACUUAUCCAAAAGACACACCGAUUGUAUGAAAACAUUCUCAAAAAGGUUGAUCUAAGCAUUUCAAGAGAUGGAUUUGUCCAUUUCGGAGAUGUGGUCAUGAUAAUGAACAAAGGAGCUGAAGACAAAACCAAGUACUCUUCUGGAGUUGAUCCUAGAGGAGAUUCUGCAAUUUGUGCCAAUAUGUCUGAAAGCAAGAUGUAUGAAGCCAACAAGAUUGAAGGGCCAUGUGGUGUGUCAGGGUCUAGAAUGUUGGAACCUUGUGUCAGAAAUGCAUUUGUCAUCACCAGCAUUGAUGGUACACCCAAUGAGACCCCUUUAAUGUAUAAUCAACCAUUCCAUCUGAAAACAACACCAGACAAAGGAGGAGAUUUGCUGUUAUUCAGCGAUAGAGCAACCUUUCAAAACAGUGCCAAACGUUCUCGACACCAGGAAGUCUGUCUUGUACCAGAGGCAUCCUACCUGACUCAGUGGAUGGUUUUACCAUUUAACCCACAGUUACGGAUGGAAUAUGAACUUGCACCAGUACCUGCAAAUGAGAAAGUAGUCAUCGUCCAUUGUAAGACAAAUAAUGCGUUAUGUGUGGAAAGCGACUUCUUGCUUAAAACACCAUUUGGCAGGGAGUAUGAAAUUACAUCUUUUACAAGCCUGGACUCUCACAAGGCAGAAAAGGAUAUCAACCACAUGCAUAUAGUCAUGGGCGUCCCUGGGGAUGACGUAUAUCCUGUUAUUCCACAAAGCCAAGCUCCAGAGAUUUCAAAGGAAUUUUCACAGAUGACCAACACAUCACAGUGAUAUAUGUAUUUUCGAUAAGGACUGAAAAGAUAGCCAGAGAAAAGUUUCACUUGUGUCAUGAAUACUGUAAAUUUAACUAUUUAAAUCGUGAAAUUGUGUAUUGUGUCACAUGCAUAUGAAAGCAAUAAGAUCCAUUUUGGAUGACAGCGAAUGAGAGCCCGACACCGGCCAUUUAAACAAAUGCUACACAAAUUUAUCACAAAUAAACUGAAUACAUGUCUUUAUUAUGUCAAGACUAGGUAUUGGACCAUGUAUAACAUCAAGUUACAACCCUUCAAACAGUACAGGGCUAACAUUAUGAUUUAUAUCUUUUCAUGAAAUUUUUACUUUGUAAGUGACUUUUAUUUCUCUAUUGUAUAUUUUAUUGUACAAAGUCAUUAUUUUACUUUUCAAAAUUAAUGUGAAUAAAUGUAGUACUCACA